AGAGACCGGAAAAGGGCUCCUUUCUUUUUCCACAAACACACACACACACACUCUCUCUCUCUCUCUCUGUGCGUGUCUGCAUGUUAAUUGUGGAGCAGGAAUGCAAAGGGCAAACGACCCCGGAGAUGCAUAGGUUGUUUCAUCCCGUCGGGGACCUGAACUGGGAAGACGAGAAGGAGCUCCGAGCCUUGUCCUUGCGCUCUGUCGAGGGAGAGGAAACGAGCUGCAAUCCAUUAUGACUUUGUUGCUGAGUCACCUAUUCCAGAAGAAGUAAGAUUCAUCUGUACCAGCCAUUAGAAUGUCUCAACCCACGGGCAGUAAGGAACACUGGAAACCCUGGGAGUUCUCAGGAAUCAGUCAUCAGGAGCUGGCACUGGCAGAAGCUCUUCAGAUGGAGUAUGAUGCCCUAUCGAGGCUUCGGCAGAGUAGUACAACAAGAGACGACAGCAAGUCCAAACACAUUAACAGCUUGCAACUGAUUUCAUUUGAGGACCCUUUAUUGGAAUACAGCCAAUUGAGGAAUGACUGCAAUGCCAUUAAAGCGACCCAUGGCUUGUCGGGGUCAGACCCCGGUCUCGGUUAUAGCAAAGGCCCUUCUUUGUCAAGUCGAGGCAUCGCGUGUUCCUCUACUACCUCAGCUCCCGGACCACCAAAUCACCAGUGCCAAGAGGACCCAGAAUACCAAUCAUUGUGGAAAGAUGUUACCACAGCCACAACUGCCACGACCAUCAUCACAAAUUCCACCAUCAGUGGCUCCACACAGCAACCAAUCCGUACAGGGCUGUUCACCACUGAGGGGACAUCUUGCCAUCGAGGAGAUUAUUCCAUCAUUGACUAUGCUCCACCAGUGCCACCACGAGUUCCUCUCGGCCCCAGUCGAAAUGCCACGUUAACAGAUCAUUGGUCCAAGGAGCAGCCCAGCGACAGCAUUGAGAAAUUGACCAUACCUAAUGACAUCAAUAUAUUCUCUCCUGGCAAUGAUGACUCAAAUUGUAAAAUCGUAGAACCACCAAGCUUUUACUCCAACCAAAGGAUCUCUGAUGAAGAGUUUGAGUUGAUUGACUAUGAUGACUUGAAUGAUGCCAUAACAAAGCUGAAUUUAAUGUCUACCUAUGGGGAAAAUUCAAAGCUGAUAAGAGUUGGCAGCAUUGGGCCCAACUCCAUUUGCAAAAGAAAAGACAAAAAGGAGGAAUCCUCUGGGAAACCUGUCAGUCGAAGUAAGACUCUUCCACCUCAGGUGCCUCCACGGACCUACAGGUCAAAAUAUGGAAACCAGAACAAUGCUGUCUAUCAGGACAAGAAUCGAAAGGUCUCCAUUGAUCCGGGCACCUUGCAGCAGAAUUAUGAGUCAUGGAACUAUGAGCUACUGGAGGUUUCAGAAGAGAGGAAUGAAGAGGUUGCAGCGUUCUGUCACAUGCUGGAUAUUGACUUUCCUUCUUCUGCGUUUGAUGUCAAGUUCAUAACUCCUCCUCCAGCAGAAUUCAGUCCCAAGUAUGACUUCAGUAGCCUGGAUGAUACAUCAAGGAAACGACUGAAGGAAGUGAUGCAGAAGAAGUCACUCUUCUGGCUGACAGAAGAAGAUAAAAAGCUGCUGUGGGAGAAGCGAUAUUACUGUCAUACGGAAUGCAGCGUCUUGCCUCUGGUGCUUGCCAGUGCCCCCAGCUGGGAAUGGGCCUGUCUGCCUGAUAUCUACACCCUCCUCAAGCAAUGGAAUUGUCUGAGCCAUCUGGAUGCCUUGGGUCUUCUCCAUGCUACAUUUCCUGAUCAGGAGCUGCGUCGCACUGCAGUACAGUGGAUGGAAACGAUGUCCACAUCAGAGCUAGUGGACUUCCUACCUCAGUUAGUACAAGCCUUGAAGUUUGAGUGUUACUUGGACAGCCCCCUGGUGAGGUUUCUGUUGCGGAGAGCAAUCUGUGAUGUGAAAAUCGCCCAUUAUUUUUACUGGUUAUUGAAGGAUGCAUUAAAUGACUCUCACUUCAGUGCCCGAUACCAGCAUCUUCUAGGGGCCUUGCUAUGCUGUGUUGGAAAGGGCAUGAGGGAGGAGUUUGACAAACAGACCAAGCUAACUCACAUCCUGGCUAAAAUAGCACAAAAAGUCAGAGACAUUGCUCCAUCUUCGCGACAGACAGUACUCCGGGAAAGCAUGGAGGAAGUGCAACAGUUCUUCAAUGUUCAGGAUCACUGUCGCUUGCCUUUAAACCCAAGUCUUUUAGCCAAUGGAGUCAAUCCAAGAGCUUGCUCCUUCUUCAAUUCCAAUGCUGUUCCUCUGAAGAUCUCCUUCACCAAUGCAGACCCUUUGGGGGAAAACAUCAACGUCAUUGUUAAAACUGGAGAUGACUUGCGCCAGGACAUGUUAACUCUUCAAAUGAUACGCAUCAUGAACAAGAUCUGGAUUCAGGAAGGUUUGGACAUGCGUAUGAUAUUCUUCAAGUGUACCUCAACAGGAUGGGGGCGAGGAAUGGUAGAGAUGAUUCCGAAUGCAGAGACCUUGAGGAGAAUUCAGGUGGAGCAUGGGGUAACAGGAUCUUUCAAAGACCAUCCGCUGGCAGAAUGGUUACAAAAGCAUAACCCAAAUGAGGAGGAAUAUGAAAAGGCUGUGGAAAAUUUCAUUUAUUCUUGCGCAGGCUGCUGUGUUGCCACCUAUGUCCUGGGCAUAUGUGACAGACAUAAUGACAAUAUCAUGCUGAAGACCAGUGGCCAUAUGUUCCAUAUUGAUUUCGGCAAAUUCCUCGGCCAUGCUCAAAUGCUAGGCAACUUUAAGAGAGAUCGAGCUCCAUUUGUCUUUACUUCUGACAUGGCAUAUGUAAUUAACGGAGGUGACAAACCCUCCAGUCGGUUCCAUGAUUUUGUUGACCUGUGCUGUCAAGCUUACAAUCUCAUCCGCAAGCACACAGAUCUUUUCCUUAAUCUUCUGGGGCUGAUGCUUUCCUGUGGAAUUCCAGAGCUGUCCGAUAUCCAAGACCUGAGAUAUGUUUAUGAUGCUCUUCGACCUCAGGAGACAGAUGCCCACGCUACCACUUACUUCACAAGGCUGAUUGAAUCUAGUCUGGGCAGCGUGGCGACCAAACUCAACUUCUUCCUUCACAAUUUGGCCCAAAUGAAGUUUUCUGGGGUUGAUGACCAUCCCACACUCUCCUAUGCUCCUAAAACAUACACGAUAAAGACCGAUGGGAAAAUCAAGAAAGUGUUUGUGUGUCGUCAUCAGAAAAUAUUCAACCCUAAUAAAGGAUAUGCCUAUGUUGUGAAAGUUGAGCGGGAGGGACAGCAUGAUGCUGCAUUCAUACUGAGGACCUUUGAAGAAUUUAAUGAACUACACAAUAAACUCCGGCUACUUUUCCCUUCAUCCAAAUUGCCAAGCUUCCCAAGCAGGUUUGUGCUUGGCCGAGGAGAGGCGAUGGCUGACAGACGCAAAGAGGAGCUGGAUGGUUAUAUCUGGCACUUAAUCCACUCUCCUCCUGAAGUGGCUGAGUGUGAUCUGGUCUACACUUUCUUCCAUCCACUUCCAAAGGAUGACAAGUCCGCAGCUGGAAAUACGGCUCCAAAACCAACAGAUGUCCCUCCAACACCACCAAUGGGGAAGGUUGGUGGAGAAGUGAAGCUAUCCAUCUCUUACAAGAAUGACAAGCUUUUUAUCAUGGUGAUGCACAUUCGAGGCUUGGUUUUGCAGGAUGGGACUGAUCCUGAUCCUUACGUGAAAAUUUAUCUACUGCCGGAUCCUCAGAAAACAAGCAAGCGAAAGACUAAAGUAGCUCGAAAGACUUGUAACCCAACAUAUAAUGAAAUGUUGGUGUACGAUGGUAUUCCCAAAGGAGAUGUUCAGCAGCGUGUUAUUCACUUGCGUGUGCUGAGUGAGGAAGCGUUCCGGGAAAACAUAAUGCUCGGCGAGGUGUACAUUAACCUCAAGGACUUCAACCUGAACCAGAAAAUUGUUGGCUGGUAUCACCUGGGAUCGACGACUCCACAAGGCACUUUGUUCUAAGUAUUUUAGUGAUGUCACUAAAGGCUCUCUGUUGGACCUCAACUGAGGUGUGGGUUUUCAGCGGGUUAGGGGGAAAACAAAUAACAAGGAAUAACCAAUUGUGUUUCCUUUGUUUCAUUUUUAUUUGAGAACUGACUUGAUGAGGAGGUUAAGCUAUUCAAACAUUGUUUUUGAGCCUCUUCAUUUUGGAAUGUGUUGAAAAGACAUUACCCUCAAACUCGAGGAUUAUUGGGCAUGAUGUUGCAUGUGUCAAGAGCUGCAAACAAUUUGCUCCCAAGUUGUGUAUUAUUACACGAUGAAAAUGAAGGUAAAUAUUUGAACUGUUUAUAUGCUUUUAAACUGUGGUGUGGGCGACCAUGUCGUAAUGAAGGACCGACUCCCAAUUUUUUUUUUGCACUAAACACAAGCAACAAGAGGAAGGGGAAACCUUCCAGGAAUUUAUCAAACUGAAUGAAUAGGAUUGUAGCACAACGGCGAGGAGAGUGUCAGCAUUCAGACCACAAUGAACUCAUUCAGGUGUUCUCACUAGCCCAAGUCUGUCUCACGUCCCCACCUGGGAUGUGUGUAGCACAUACCUUUUGUGGCUUUUGGAUGUGAAUGAAGCCAUGUGAUGCCAGGGAAGUGAUGUGUGGCCAAAUUUCUCACCCUAUUUAGGAACAUGUGAGCAGGACGAGACUGUUCAGCCCCUCAAAUCUUGUUCCAUCUAAAUGACUUCCAGCCACACACAACUUAUUGGGGUAGUAAUUAGUCUUUGCUAAGUGUUAAACGAUCAAAAUCUCAUCAACUGUCUGUUAGACUACUGUCUGAUUUAAGCUCCAUUGAAGGCAGUGGAAUGGCUUAUCAGGUGGGGUGUAUAAUAAGCAACCUAGGUGAUAUUGUGCAAGGUGUAUAUUUACCCCAAUUUCACCGAUUUUGUAUUAGCUUAAGAGUUGGAAGAGGAAGGAGCAACUUUGCGUCAGGGCAGAAUCAUGUUCGGUCCAGCACUAAUCUUGUUAAUACUGAAACUGUCGUUAUCUUAACAACCAUCAAGUUAUUUGCAGGAGCUUGUAUGGUUGUGCUGCAAAUCACGCAGCUCAGGGAGUUAGUAGUAUGUUUCUUGCAUUAAAAUGUCGAUGCUGCAUCACCUGAUUUGUCAGGUGGUCAAACAGCUGAGGCACCAGAGAGACCAAAAAGGUUUCUCGUUCAAUCCAUGGUCAAUGCUGAGAUUGUUGGUUUCAGAUGGGGUAGCAACUGAGGCUGCAUAAUUGACUUGCGCAGCUCUGGGGAGGGUUGGGUAUCAGGCAUGGUCUAAAGUCUGACACCUAGUGAAUGAUCCUUAAACGAAGGAAAGUGCAUGUGAACACUGGAGAAGAUAGGGUCAGUUUUCACUGCUACACUCAUGGUCAAAAAAAAACCUUCCAAUGCUCACCACUUAUGUAUGAGUGCCAACAUUCACAGGCCAGAUUUGUAUAAUUCAUAGAGGUGAAGCAUUGAAAGCUAUGACCAUCCAUGCAGUCUUUCUCUCUGAUCACUAACAGAUCUCUUGUUAAGGUUACAUCAGACCACCGUCCUGAUUGAUAAAUUAAAAUAGACUUUAUCGUUAUCACAGUGGAAUGAGCACACAUUUACGUUGAUGUUGCUUUGAUAUCUAGCCUUCCACAUUUGAUUAGAUCCUGGGAGACUGAAUGUAGUUGCAAUUGCAGCAUGUGAUCAUGAUCUAUACCAGUUGAGCAUUGAAUUCUGUAGCACUAGGGCAUCCUGUUUUAAAAUGAUCUGGACUAUUUUCCUUCGUAAAGUCUGUUGUCAGGAAUGACACUGUUCCACGUGCCUCCCCUUCUCUAGCUCUGUGUUGUAUAGGGGCCACUACCUUAAAGGGGUGCUUCCAACUCAGUGGAGGCAGAUACACGUUGUGGUACAUGUGGAAUAGACUGAGAAAUGGUAGGAAAAGCGGAUAUGGUAGGAAACAUUCGGCCCCUUGUGCCUGUUCCAUCUUGCCAUUUGGAUCAUGGCUGAUCCAUACCCAGUACCUAUGUUGUUUCCAUAAACCUUCAUGCUUUUAUCGAACAAAAAUCUAUCUCUUUGAAAUUUUCUUUCCACAGCCAGCCUCAACAGCACUGUUUUCAUUACCUUUUAUGUACCUAAUAUCGAAAGUGAAACAGUGGGGCAAAUAACUGCUGCGAUUGAUGCUACAUUGUGCAAACUCUGUGAUCUGGCCUUCACAUUUUAGCAGCAGUUGUUACAUUUAGUUUCAUUUAAAACAAGAUGCUAUCGUUUCUCUGGUCAUCUUAACACUUUUUCUCCUUCUUGUAAUAUGGAGGAGUGUAAUAGACAAGUGCCAACAACAUAUGAACUUUUUCCUUUAGAGCAGCUAACCUUCACUGACUCUCUCACAUUUGAUGGUAAAGGAUAGAUGAAUAGUUUCAUUGAUGAGAACAACACUGUAUACGUGACAGUGUCAUAACUAGAGUAAGUGUGGCCCCUUUAUAUUGUAGAAUGUACUGAGUAAGCUAGAUCUACUGUUAGACACAAUACAUGAACCUCUGAUCUACAGACAAGGUAACACUUGUUUGGUCUGAUUCUUCAUAAGGGAUUUAAUUCCCAAUUGAACUCAACUGAGACUGUUAAUGUACCCCUUUCAUUGCACACAGGACAGUCCUAGAUGUUGAGCUUGGCUUUGUUUCUGUUAAACAGCUGUUCUCCUCACUUCCACUUCACCUCCCACUUGCCCUUUUUGUUUCACAGCUACGAAAGAAGCUUUAUGAAAUUCCCAUGUAUUGUUUCAGUUUACCUUUGUACAUAAAGGAAAAGCACCACAGUGUCCAACUGAAAUGUUCUUUUUAAAUAACUGUGGUGGAAAUUAUACUGUAAGAUUUGUUUGCAAAUCUUUGUUGCCUGUAAGUAAUUUACUUUUUUUUUGAUUGAUACACAAUACUGUUGUUGAAUAUUUAAAAAAUGUUUAAAAAUUCGAA
This is a messenger RNA of Rhincodon typus (whale shark), 6927 nucleotides long. RefSeq names its product phosphatidylinositol-4-phosphate 3-kinase, catalytic subunit type 2 beta (gene pik3c2b). NCBI's taxonomy places the organism in Eukaryota, Metazoa, Chordata, Chondrichthyes, Orectolobiformes, Rhincodontidae. Gene Ontology annotation, cellular component: phosphatidylinositol 3-kinase complex; cytoplasm; plasma membrane. The record is from RefSeq and is a predicted model, not a curated record. Gene Ontology annotation, biological process: phosphatidylinositol 3-kinase/protein kinase B signal transduction; phosphatidylinositol-mediated signaling; cell migration. The transcript has 22 exons. The coding region runs from base 299 to 3979 and encodes 1226 amino acids. Gene Ontology annotation, molecular function: 1-phosphatidylinositol-4-phosphate 3-kinase activity; phosphatidylinositol binding; 1-phosphatidylinositol-3-kinase activity.